AUGCGAGCGUCGAAUAUGCCUCGUGCUUUCACGAGCUUUGAGGAGGCCAAAAAGUUCAAUACAACGAAAACAAGCCAGGAGCGUUUGCACGGCCGUAUCACUGCUAUCGAAGUCGAAGGACAAUCGUCCAUUGCUGCCAUCGAUGUCGAUGGAUUUGCUGGAUUGCAAGCGAAGAUCAAAUUGGGCUCUCUCAAGUAUGAAGGUAGUCAGCCAGCUGCCCCUGCAACAACGCAGCAACCUGAAACAAAUGCCGUUGCGGGACUAGAUACAAGCGACCCAUGGCAACGGCAUAGACAUAUGCACCCGCUAGUGCAGCUGGAGCACGAAAUAGCCAUUGCCGAGGUUUCAUGA
Lichtheimia ornata is the source of this 351-nucleotide messenger RNA. RefSeq lists its product as uncharacterized. The coding region runs from base 1 to 351 and encodes 116 amino acids. The record is from RefSeq and is a predicted model, not a curated record. Lineage: Eukaryota; Fungi; Mucoromycota; Mucoromycetes; Mucorales; Lichtheimiaceae. The transcript has a single exon.